Molecule: messenger RNA, 666 nt
Organism: Rangifer tarandus platyrhynchus (Svalbard reindeer)
Lineage: Eukaryota; Metazoa; Chordata; Mammalia; Artiodactyla; Cervidae
Source: the annotation of a GenBank genome assembly
AUGGCGGGGCCGCGGGGCUUGGCGCCUUCACCUUUCUUCCUCCGCUCCCUUCAGCCGAGGCCGCGGCGCUCUUACCCCGCCUCCCGCCUCCCUGAGUCACCGGCGGCGGCUGCCGUUUCCAGCCGCCCAGCCGACUCUAGCUCUGACUUGGUUCAAGAGCUCUCACAAGACACGCACAGCCUCCCGGGUCCGCCCCCUCGGAGCCGCUUCCACCGGUCAUUGGCUGAGUCCGAGGAGCUGGGCGAGACCAGUAGGGAAAGAGCCCAUCACCAUUGGCCGUCCGAGGGAGGGCGGGGCGAGAGAAAAAAACAAUUCCUUGGCUGCCUCCUCCCUCUCCCCUCCCCCUUCCGACUCUCGGACGACCCCCAUUACGUGAAAGUACACCGAGCGAAAGGGGUGAGGGAGGUGCAGAGUCAGCGGGGGAGGGAAGGGACUGGAACGUGCGGUUUGAAGCGUACUCAGCUAGAGGGAGGAGCGACAGUGCUCGAGAGGUUCGUGCGCAGGCGCUUCGCGGAGCAAAGGCUGGAGCUUGGGCUGAUGGGCGAAAUGGCCGCGGGAGGCGCAGGCGCACGUGGUGAUGAUCAUGGAACGUCUGAAGUCCGCCAUUUUGAAGGAAAAAUGAAGAAAGGCAUGGAGUCACUGGGAAAUGAUAUUAAUUAUAUCUAA